GGACACGGUGGAAGGGUAUAAGUACCGCGUCAGUCCCCUCCAAAGACUCAGAACCGUCGUAAACACGGUAGCGAACGCACUCUCGGCACUCCGAGAAGACGUCCUAUAAGCCUUGCGAACCACCCACGCCUUAAACACGCACAUUAUUCCGGUCAUAUACGAGAGAGUUCGAGCCUCUCUUUACCGUUUUCGAACGAGCACACCCCCAUCGAUACACAGUUCGAUCAGAUCCGCUCGUUGCGAGCCCUAGUUGUGUCAAGUGACCAGUUCCGUCGAGUGACCGUAGAAGAGACGUUUGUUAUCACCGCCUGAACGAUGGCGCCGCACACCAGUUACACGCCGGUCGGCGGUAUGGAGUACGAGGAGCCAGUGUCCAGGACUUACCAGUACAGAAAGGUGAUGAAGCCGAUGCUGGAGAGGAAGAGGCGGGCGAGGAUCAACCGAUGCCUCGACGAGCUGAAGGACCUGAUGGUGACGGCGCUUCAGGCCGAGGGCGAGAACGUCGCCAAAUUGGAGAAGGCCGACAUCCUCGAGCUGACCGUCCGUCAUCUUCACACGCUCCGCGCUGCCAGAAGGCUCACCCUCACCCCGGAGAACAGCUACGCGGACAGAUUCCGGGAAGGAUUUACCCAGUGCGCCCAGGAAGUCUCCUCGUUCCUGUCCACACCCGUCGCCGCCGCGGUUCAUCCCGCUGCCGGCGCACAGUUGAUGAGACACCUCGGCGGCUGUCUACGACGACUCGAGGGUCCCGCCACGAACUCCGUCGGCAGCACGAACACCGCCUCCACCCCUGUCAACGCUGUCAGCAAACCUUCCGCCGCUGCCAGUCCGGCCACCAACGUCAUGGUCAACGUGCCGCAGAACGUUUACACGCCGCCGCAGAGUCCUGUCAGCGUGGCCAGCUCCUCCGGCGACUCCUCGGAGUCCUCCAACGCCGUAUGGAGACCCUGGUGAUCGAGAACCAGCGAGAUUUCAUUGCUGCUGCUGUUGCUGUUGCUGUUGCUGUUGCUGCUACUACUAUUACUAUUAGCACCCUUCGAAUGUACUGUUCCUUCCUGGUGAAGAAGCUCUCAUCGUCGAUGCAGAAGCGAGCUGCGAAUAGGAGGGAAAACGACGAAUCAUUUGUCUUCCAUACGUCGAAUAUUGUUGAGCCUCGCGCCGUCGGGGUAUAUUAUCUAUUAACUUUUAAAGAGAUACGAUUUUUGUAAGCUGUAUUGUUAUGGCACCGUCGAACUGUUUUUUUUCUCUCUUGUCUCUCUCUAUAUAUAUGUAUCUCUCUCUAUCUCUCUCUCUCUCUUUCUUUUUCUACUCACUGUAUAUAGGUGAUAAAGCUUUAAGUGAUGUCUGUGAUAGGGUUCAAUUUUGUACCUGAAAUAAUUAUUUUCUCAUAAUGUAGAAGGAUUAUUAUUAUAUAAAUUUUAAUUUGUUAUGUUUAAGAUUCAUUUUUAAACACUUUGCGUACGCGACACGAUGCUAGGCGUGUUCCCUCUUUUUUUUUUAUUUUUGUUAAAAUCGAUUGCACGCCACGCGAUACUGGAAUAAACAGAUUGUUUUAACCAUA
Messenger RNA from Megalopta genalis, 1561 nucleotides. RefSeq names its product enhancer of split mgamma protein. Lineage: Eukaryota; Metazoa; Arthropoda; Insecta; Hymenoptera; Halictidae. Gene Ontology annotation, biological process: regulation of DNA-templated transcription. The record is from RefSeq and is a predicted model, not a curated record. Gene Ontology annotation, molecular function: DNA binding; protein dimerization activity.